Molecule: messenger RNA, 2688 nt
Organism: Ixodes scapularis (black-legged tick)
Lineage: Eukaryota; Metazoa; Arthropoda; Arachnida; Ixodida; Ixodidae
Exons: 4
Coding region: 40-2688 (882 amino acids)
Source: RefSeq, a predicted model, not a curated record
AAUCGUUCAGCGUCGUCGCUUCGUCUCCGUUCUUUCACGAUGGAAGACGACGGCCGACCGAACCGAAGAAAGAGAUAUAUCGAAAAAGGUACAGAAUACAUUGUGCCAAAGUCUACGCUGCACUACCAGAAGACAGCGCGGAUGUCCACGUCUGCUCCAAGUCCAGCAACUUCACCGAACUUGUCGCCCGAGCUGACUCGCCGUUCGACCUCGAGCACCGACACACCCCAAGAGGGCACGCCAGCGUCCGACGGUGACCUGACCGCGUCCGAUGAGGAACAGCAGUGGGGAGGAGGAGGUGAAGAUGCACACUUGCUGUCAGACUUCGAAGGAAGCAUGUCGGAAGACAACAAUCCGUCGGAGGAUGGCCCCUUCACGUCGGAAGAUGACACCUUCGCGUCGGAAGAUGACACCUUCGCGUGGGAAAGCAGCUGUCCACGUGACUUUGUGUCCGUCACCACGGACGAUGAGCUGAUGGAGCAGUGUUUUGCCCAUUUCGGCACUUCGACCCUACCCCACUCGAGCACAACCACAGCAUCUGCCGUCGCAAUGCUUAUGUCUCUUGUUCACGCCCACAAUUUUACGUGGACUGCGUUGGAUGACAUCCUUAAAGUGGUAAACAAAAUGUUUGGACAGGAGGAGGAUGUUCUUCCAGGUACUAAAUACCUGUUCCGAAAGUUGUGGGCUCGAAAAACUUCGGGUAUGUCAAAGAAAUUUUUCUACUGCGAGAGUAACAACUGCACUGGAUUGCUUGAGCCUGACCAGUCGGGGAAGUUAACAUGUGCCGUGUGCCAGGCCUCUGCUGAUGGUGAUGCAGUUCUCAAGGCUGGGAGCUACUUCACGAUCCUGAAUGUGCGGGAGCAGGUUAAACAUGUCAUAUCCAAAACCAAGCAAGCUCUCAGCGAACACCUCACUCUCCUUGAGACACUCGCGGACAGUCCAGACGUGAAGGACAUAACCAGCGGUUCUGCGUACCGGAGCCUCAAAGAGACCGGCGUGCUAAAGACGGGUGACCUGACGUUAACUGUCAACACCGAUGGGAGCCCGGUGUUCAAGUCCUCCAACUCCUCAAUCUGGCCAAUCCAGUUUACAGUCAGUGAGCUUCCACCCGAGAAAAGGUUCACCAACACAACGCUCGCUGGAUUAUGGUGUGGGAAGAAGCAUCCCAACAUGCUGCAGUUCAUGAGCAAGUUUGCCGAUGUGUUGGUGGACGUGGAGCCAAUUCAGUGGACGUGCGGAACAGUCAACCACACUUCAAAAGUGCACCUCCUCUGCUGCUGUGCAGAUGCCCCUGCACGUGCAGCUGUGCAGAACCACGUACUGUACUCGGGGUAUUUCGGAUGCCCCUGGUGCCUGAUCAGAGGAGAACACAUUGGAGGCUGCAUACGCUACAUUCAGGAGGACCCGGAGCCAGCUGGGAGGACAGCAGAGUCGGUGGCAAGGGACGCCAAGCUUGCCGAGAGGUUCCGCGAACCCGUGGAAGGCGUUAAAGGGGUAUCUGCUCUUGCCGCAGUCCCCAACUUCGACCCUGUCUGGGGAUACCCAGUCGAUUAUAUGCAUUGUGUCUUGCUGGGGGUCACAAGGCAAAUAACGGAGCUGCUUGUAGCGUCUUCAAACUCGGAGUGCCAGUUCUACAUUGGGAAACCAGCAGUGCUCGGUGUGGCGAACCAGCGGCUACUCAAGAUCAAGCCUCCUCACUGCAUCACCCGGCUCCCGAGAUCCAUCCUCGAGAGGGCUUUCUGGAAAGCUAGUGAGUGGAGGCUCUGGCUCCUUUUCUACUGCCUUCCCUGCACUCUUGGUGUGCUGCACCCCCGCUUCUGGAGGCACCUGGCUCGGCUUGCGGAGGCUGUUCACCUCCUGCUGCGCAUGGAGAUCAGCCCGUCUCAGAUUAAUCGUGCUGAAACACUGCUCAAGAAGUUCGUGGCGCAGGUUCCCGUCCUCUACGGUCAGGCAGCCAUGACCUUCAACGUCCAUCAGCUGCUGCACCUGGCGAACACGGCCCGACGCAUGGGGCCGCUCUGGGCCAACUCGGCCUUUACGUUCGAGUCUGGCAACGGCCAGCUUUUGCGGCAUGUGACGGCAGCCAAGGGCGUCCCUGGGCAAGUGAUUGAGCGUGCGAUGAUGGCCCAAGAGUUGGACCUUGUCCUGAGCCAUCAGCUUCUGCCCCAAGACACUAAGGUCUUCUGUAAAAAGAUGUUGGGCUAUGCCCACAUCAAGGAGGCGUCUUACACGCCUGGGGCCUGCCUUUUGGGCAGUGCCAAGCCGGGACUUGACUUCUCACAGGAUGAAGUCACUGCCCUGCAGGAAACUCUCAGUUUCUGCCCAUCACCAGUGAUGGAGCAUGAACGCCUGAUCCUGGCAGGGCAGCUGUGCCAUAGCAUGAAGUACACGCGAGCAAAGAGGAGGAAUUCCUCUAUCAUCCAAUGCAAGGAUGGUCGGUUUGGUGGAAUUUGGCGAGUACUUUACCUACGAGAUGAGGAUGAGUGUGUGAUCCUGUGCAAGGAGCUUGUGCGCAAGGAAUCCAGCUUGCAUUUUCCAGGACACAUUGUUGAGAUGGUGAUGAUGCCAGAAGACAUAUUUAUGGCUGUGAAGCCAGACGACGUGGCCCAGGUGUGCCUUGAAGUUAACUUUGUGCAGGAUGGAGCUCUAUAUGUCUGCUUGCUUCCCAACAGCAUUGAGCGUGACUAA